AUGACGUCCAACCCUCCCCAUGUCGCGACGCAGAGCGGCGGCCUCGCAGCCAAGCAGGCCGCAGCGGCGGCCGCCGCGCGCUUCGCCGGCUACUCGUCCUUCUACGCGUCGCCUUCGGGCCCCGGCCACCACCAGCAGCAGCAGUUCUUCCCCGGCCAGUCGCCCACUGGGCCGCCGCCGCCUCGCCCCGGCAUGUUCAACGGCCCCAGAGGGCCCCCGCCCCCGCGGCCUCCGCACCUCGCCAACGGUUUUGCUCGGCCACCGCUGCCGCAGUUCGCCUUUAACGGGCGCGGCCCGCCGCCGAUGAUGCGGCCGCCGCCUCGUCCAGCUCCAGGCCAGGCGCCCCCGUCGUCCUCGCCGCCCUCGGCGUCCCAGUGGCAGUGGAGCAACGGCGGCAGCAGCAGAGGGCCCCCUCCCAGGAACUUCGGCCCGCCGCCUGCGGCCUUCUCAGCUGCGCCGAAGCCCGCGGCCCCGGCUGCGGCUUCGCCCAUGGGAGGUAACGCCAAGUGGCCCGACGCGCUCCACGACUACGUGAAGCGCGCGUUUGCGCGCUGCAAGGGCGCGGCGGACCAGAGCAUUACCCAGAACUCGUUGAAGGAGAUGAUCACGAACGCCAUCAUGACCAACAGUCUGUGGACGAAGAACUGGACGGCGGAACCGCUGCCGGUGCUGGUUGGAGACACGCCGGCGGCGGCCAUGCAGGCCAAGGUGGGCAUGGGUGGGCCCAUGCCGGGAGCGGCCAAUAGGUUCGCUGCGCCUUCGCCUAGUAACGGCAGUUUCCAGUCGAACCGGGGGUUUGUUCCGUUCAAAGAGCCUUCGGCCAAGAAGAACAAGGCGAACAAGCGCAAACACGACGGCUUCGAGAUCGAGGCUGCGGACGUGCAGCGCAAGAAUCAGAGGAAACAGCGGUUCCACAUGACGCAGCAGGAACUCAAGAGCCUAGUGACGCCCGAGGUGGAUACGAAGAAGCUGCAGGUGCUGACGCAGGACGGAGACCUGGACCUCGCCGCCAUGGUCAUCAAAGGUACUAGUCAGACGGUUGAAAAGGAAUACUUGCGAUUAACCUCUCCCCCGCAUCCGUCGACGGUGCGACCCGAGCCGGUGCUGCACAAGGCGCUGGAACUCGUCAAGUCGAAGUGGAAGAAGGGUGAUCACGAUUAUAUUUAUGCCUGUAGCCAGCUCAAGUCCAUUCGCCAGGAUUGCACAGUCCAGCAUAUCAAGAACGAGUUCACGGUCGCUGUGUACGAGACCCACGCGCGGGUAGCACUCGAGUCCGGCGAUAUCAACGAGUUCAACCAGUGCCAGACGCAGCUCCACGAGCUGUACGAGAAGCUCAUCCCAGGCGAGGCCAUCGAGUUCCUCGCGUACCGCAUCUUGUAUUGUGUCUACGUGUCUCUGCAAGCCAAGAAGGGCGACUCGAAUGCGGGACAGCUUGGCAUGUACCACGUGCUGGGCAUGGUGACGGCCAAGCUGCGUGCCGACCCGGCGAUCGCCCAUGCGCUGGCAGUGCGCCAGGCGGUUGCUAUGAAUGAUUACCAUCGUUUUUUCAAACUUUAUGUAGAUGCUCCGAAUAUGGCAGGUUACCUGAUGGACGUAAUGGUCCCCGCGAUCCGGCUUAGCGCUCUUCGAGCCAUGUGCAAAGCGUAUCGACCAACUCUCCCUGUGCAGUACAUUCGCGAUGAGCUCAAGCUCGAAGGCAGGGCAGGAAAAGCGUUCAUCCGCCAGUCUGGCCUCGCGUUUGUGAAGGGGGACAAAACACGCGUCGACACGAAGGCCUCGAACAUCGUCUGGGUGCUGAGCAAUGAGUCGUCGCUUAUUUAG
Phytophthora sojae is the source of this 1821-nucleotide messenger RNA. RefSeq lists its product as hypothetical. The transcript is spliced from 3 exons. The record is from RefSeq and is a predicted model, not a curated record. Gene Ontology annotation, cellular component: nucleus. Bases 1 to 1821 code for a protein of 606 amino acids. Lineage: Eukaryota; Oomycota; Peronosporomycetes; Peronosporales; Peronosporaceae.